Leishmania mexicana MHOM/GT/2001/U1103 is the source of this 1122-nucleotide messenger RNA. RefSeq lists its product as hypothetical. NCBI's taxonomy places the organism in Eukaryota, Euglenozoa, Kinetoplastea, Trypanosomatida, Trypanosomatidae. The record is from RefSeq and is a predicted model, not a curated record. The transcript has a single exon. Bases 1 to 1122 code for a protein of 373 amino acids.
AUGUCAUCACCAGCGGCAGCCCCCGCAACGGUCUUUGCCCGGUAUCCAGCAGCCCUCGCCUUGCCCACUGCGGAUCCGAAUGCGCUCGCCGUGGAGACGAUGCUUCGCUUUGCGGAUGUGCGCUACACACGCGCUGACGCCCGCCUUGGCGAUCUUUCCUUGACGAUCUCGCCGGCGGCCUCUUUGUCUUCCGCCGCUGCGGCAACGGGCAGCACCAGCCCCGCCAAAGCCAAGUCCGAGGUGUGCGCGGGUCUGAUGCCGUGUCUCAAGCGUCUUGGCGGCGAGAGUGCCUUUGCCACCGUGCCCAGCACGCAUGCUGCAGCGGCCAUGUGCGUCGAAGUGCUGACGGUGCAGUGCAUCUUUCCCGCCUUUCUCUUCUACGCGCACUUCGACCCCGCCCUCUACAAGGCGGCGAUGCGCAGGAGCGUCGAACCGAAAGUGGCAAGCUUCUGGGAAGGGAUGCGGGGGACGUAUCGUGCGCACAUUUUGAGUGAGAAUCCCUUCUUUCACUCCGGCACCGCUGCUGCCGAGGUGCCGCGCGGGAAGCUUUCGCUGGCGUCCCUCGCCAAGCUCAAGGAAGUGGGGGAGGAGGUGGACAAGGCCUUUGCCGUGCUGGAGUCGUUGCGGAAGACGGCAACCUCCGCAGGUAUCGAAGCAGGUAAUGUGUUCUUUUUGGGCACCUCUCGGCCCACGUAUAUCGAUGCGCUCGUGUAUGCGGCCGCGUCGAGUUUUGUGCACGCUGAUUUGAGAGAGGCCGCCGCGGGGGUCAAGGGGCACCAGCGACGUGUGCAGUACGCGUGCCCAGCACUCCUCGAGUACGUGGAGGGGAUGCGUCGCCAGUUCUUCGAGGCAGAGAGCGGGACAUACUGCCUGAAGCCGUGCGAAGCGGCAGCGGAUGUGGACCCGCAUGCGGCCAUGGCGAACGAAGCUGAAAGGCAGUACCGCAGUGGGCGGCUCCAGACGCUGUGGUGGACGGGUUUGUUUGCCAGUGUCUACUUCCUUCUGGUCAACGCGGACAUGCUGGUGGCGCUGCUGGAGACGGUUGAGGGGGAGGACGAGGAGGUGGCGGCGGUGGAAGCCGCUGCUGGUGCCGCUGGCGGUACGGCAAACCGGCAGACCUAG